GGGGGUACGCGGGGGAGUUCGCGCCGGGGGCAGAGCAGCUGGGUCUGGACCCCCUGAGUGGCGGCGUGCAGGUGCGCCCCGUGCUGACCGACCCGCGGGUCGCCUCCGAGGUGCUGGAGCUGCUGCUGCGCCUGGCCACCGCCUACCAAAACUACCUGGACAACAUCGACCGGGCGCUGCAGGAGCUGCUGUCGUGUCUGGAGCGGGACGGCAAGGGCACCUUCCUGGCGCUGCUGCGGCGCUUCGGACGGCCCGUCAAGGUGAAGCAGCCCAAGAAGAGGAAGAACAACAAGAGCGGCAACGACGCGGGGCAGGACAAGGCAGCUUCGGGGGCUGGGACAUCUGAGUCGGCGGUUGCAGGUGCUACGAGUAAUGCGGGCGGCGCUGAGAACGGAGAUGAUGACGAGGAGGAGGGGGAGGAGGAUGAUAUCAGUGAGGAGGAGGAGGAGGGUGGGAAGGACGGUGCCGCUGGCAAACCCGGGGAAGCAGCCAUUGUGAAGGCGCCAGGUCCGCUGCAGCAGCAGCCUGAAGCGCCGCCGGAGACCGAUUCGCAGCGCAGACAGCGGCUCAAGGAGGCGGCGAAGAAGCAGGCCGAGGAGGAGAAGAGGAAGCGGGAGAAGGCCAAGUUCGGGGGUGCCCCAGUGCGCAUCGCCCACCCGCCCCACCACCACGUGCGCCCGCUGCUGAGUGUGCGGCAGAUGGCGCGGUACGGCCCGGGGGCGGAGCUGGAGGUGUGUCUGCGCAAGCCCGCGGCGCACCUGGCUACGCUGGCCUUCCUGGCGUCGGUGUGCAGGUCCAUCACCGCGGCCCAGGACCAGGUGCCCGAGCUGCAGGCGGGCACGGGGGACAGCGGGGCGCAGGCGGCGGCAGCGGGGGGGCAGAGGAGGAAGAACGCGAACAUGCGGGGCUCGGCAGCCUCCCCCGGCCCCCUGCGGUGGCUGUGGCAGCGGCUGGCGGGGGCGCAGAUCGUGCGUGUGCUGCCGCUGGGGGCGGACGUGCACCCCAUCUUCAAGGUGUCCCCCACCGCCCGUGUGGCCCCCGCCGCCACCGCGGACCACAGAGUGGUGCUGCGCGGGCUGGGGCGGGGCGUGCUGGCGGCGGAGGGCGGCGGAGGAGCCGGGGAGCGGGCGGGGCUGGGGCUCACGUGGGGGGAGCGGCUGGACGAGUGGAUGGAGCAGCGGCUGCUGGCGGGCACCUUCCUCUCCCGGGUGCUGCUGGCGGUGUGCACGGCCUGCGUGUGCCUCACCUGGCGGGUGGUGCCGCUGCUGGCGGAGCGGAGGACCCACCGGUCGGAGAUGCGGCAGGCGGUCAACAUGGCGCGACACCGGCACGCGGUACGGCAGCUGGAGCGGGCCAUCAAUGUACGGCCGGAGGAUGACGAGGCGCUGGAUGCGGAGGUGGCGGAGCUGCACAAGGCCAUACAGAUGGCGCUGAAGGAGGCGGAGAAGGAAAUGGAGCUUGACGAGGAUGAAGACAAGAAGAGCAAGAACCCCAUGGACCUGGACUCAACCUUUUGGACGGAGAAGGCUCCGCGCCGUGUGAAAGACAUGGCAGCCCUGCGCGCCGCCCUGCGCCUAGCUGAGGAGUGUACCCUGCACACCACCUUUGCGGGCGCGAGGCUCAUGUCAAACGCUCGGCGCUGCGCGGCCCGCAUGGCGGCGGCAUCCAGCGCCGCGCCUGGCGGCGGCGGCGGCGGCGCGAAGGGUGGCGUGGGUGGCCCCGGCGGCGGCGGCGACGAUACGGAUGAUGAGGCGGACAGGGUGAUUGAGGCGAUCUCCGCUGCGCCUCAGAAGAAGAAGCAACCCCCACCGCCGCCGCCGCCGAAGCCGGCGCCGGCGCCUCCUAAACCCGACAAGGGCGCUUCCGAGAAGGAGGUUAAGGCGGGUGACGGCGGCGGCGGCGGCAGCGGUAAGGCAUCCGCCGGGGCAGAUGCGGCCACAUCGUCCAAGUCUCUGCAGCUGGCGGCACGACUGUUCGGCGGCGGCAGCAAGCCUGCAGCUGCAGCUGCUGCUGGCGGCGGCGAGGGCGGCAGCGGCGGCGCUCGCAAAUCCGCUUGGGGCGGCGCCCUGGCCGGCAUCGGAGCUGGCGGCGCUGCGGGCAUGGCGGCGGCCGCCAUGGCUGCCAAGCGCGCUGCGGAGUUCAGUAGGGUGCUGCGACGGGCGGUACGGCGGCGGGAGCACGCGCGGCGGCGGUGGGACAAGACGCUGUACCUGGUGAUGCAGACGGGUGCACUGGAUGAGGGGCUGCUGGCUCGGCAGUCGGCGGAGGCGGUGGCGCGGUUGCGUCGGGGCGCUGCGCUGUCGGCGUGGCGGCAGCUGCGGGGGGUGGGUGAGGACCUGCUGAUGGUGUUUGGUGCGGUGGCGUUCCGGGAUGUGGGCCGGCUGUUCGCACCCGCCAUGGCGGCGUUCCUGAUGGCGUUCCCCUUCGCGGUGCUGGGGGUGUCUGUGCAGCUGUCCCCCUCCGACCGCUCCUCCCGGCUGCUGCUGGGCGGGCUGGUGGGGUGCUACGUGAUGGCGGGCUUCUGCGCCAUGGCGGCCGCGGUGGCGCAACUGCGGCGCGACCCCAGCCAGCUCAAGGUGUACCGCCCCUCCGACACCAUCCGCUUCCCCAACUUCAGGAAGGGAACCGCGCUGGCCAGCUGGAAGGCCCACUGGGUCAACGUGUUCGCGCUGGUGACGCUGCUGCUGGAGUUCUGGCAGCUGUGCGCCUUCAGCUACCAGCGCCGCAUUCCCUACCCCAAGACCUCCUUCCUCAAGCGCAUCUUCCCCUGGGCGCUGCUGGACCUGGGGCCCGCAGCCUACUUCCUGCAGGUCUUCGCGCUGCUGGCUUUCAUGGUGGUGUGGAUCGCCGUGUUCUUCCCGCAGACCCCCGCCGGCCUCAAGCGCGUCAUCAUGCCCUUCCUGGGCCAGGCCGCCUACCUCACCAUCACCUCCGGCCUGCUCUCGCAGCUGGACUGCCGGCUAGGCGACGGCCGGCUGGUGCGCAACCCCGACAUCACCUGCUGGACGGAUCCACGGCACCUGUACGGCGCCAUUGCAGCGCUGCUGGCGCUGGGACUGUACGUGCCGCGAGCCACACUGACACCGUUUGAGGUUUUCUUCCCCAGUGAGAACCUUGACGUCAAGUACCGGGGGCUGUACGUGCGGGUGGUGCAGCUGCUGCGGCUGGGCAUGGCGGGGUACAACCUCUUCUUCGCCGACUCCUACCCGCUCACGGUGAUGGCGGGCAAUGCGGGCGUGUGCGCGCUGCUUGCCCUCAUGACGGCCAUCAUGCGGCCCUGCUGCAUCGGGGUGGUCAACAUCAUGCGGGGGACGGGGUUCGUACUGGCGACCUGGUCGCAGGUUGUGUCCGUGGCGGCUCUGCGCCUGAGCCCCCACGUGUUCCUGGACCCGCACAACCGCCAGUGGUACACCGACUCAUGGGUCUACGUGUACGUGCUGGUGUCGGGAUGGGUGGUCAUCGCGGCGGGCGGUUGGCUGCUGCUGCGGCGCCACCUGCGGCUGCGUCGCUCCGCCGCCAUUCAGUUCUCCCUGGCCCGCAGCCCCUUCAACUACACCCGCCCGCCGCCGCCUCGGCAGCAGCAGCAGCAGGAGCAGCGGGUGACGGAAGCAGCUGGGGUACACCAGCAGCAGCAGCCGCCGCCACAGCCGCAGCCGGCACAGCAGCCCCAGUCCGCUGCAGCGCCGACGGGAGCUGCAGCAGCAGCCGGUGAGGCGCCUGGGGGCAGCGGGGAACGGCAGCAGCAGCAGUCAGCCCCGCAGGAGGUGGCAGCCGGCGAUGGCAACGGUGGUGGUAGUGGUGGUGGUGGAGACAGCGGUAGGGCGGGUGCAGGUGCGGUGGGUGGGCAGGAGCGUGAGGGUGCGAGCGGGGCGGUUGGGGGCGGCGGUGGUGAGGUGGGCGAGGGGGAGAAGAGCCCCGCCAACAGCGGCGAUGGCGGGGGUACUGCUGCUGGCGAGAAGAUCGGAUCGGAUGCGGAGGAGAAGGACCAGGAUGAUGGUGUUGCGGUCAGCGAUGAUGAUGAUGAUGAUGAUGAUGAGGAGGAGGAGGAGGAGGCUGCCGCCGCCUCGAAGGCUGCCUCCGGCUCUGGCAAGGGCUCCAGGGCUGGGGCGGCGGCUGCCUCCGGUGCCGCGCUGGGUCUGCCGGUGGUGAUGGCGCCCCGGCUGCUUCGGGAGCUGGCCAAGCAGGGCCUGCUGACGCCCGCGGACGAGAUGCGCGCGUACAUGGCGGAGCUGGUGCGGAAGGCGGAGCAGCGGGUGGAUAACAGCGGUCGGGAGGACAGCAGUGACGAGGGUACGGGGGACGAGGAGGGAGAGGAGUAUGGUGAGGAGGAGGAGGAUUGAGGUGACCCGGCAGGGGUGGGGUUGCUGCCUGUGUGCCGCCUGCGGGCGGGUGAGAACUGUGGGAGCGGCAGGAGCAGGAAGAGGAGGAGGAGGGUGCGCAGGUGGUGAAGGAGUGUGAAGGAAGGGCGGUACCUGGCGCGCGCCCCGUGGUAGUGGUUUCGCCUAGCUUCGUUGAACUACUUGUUGUAUCGCUGCGUAUAUCGUAUUUGAGAGAAACACUUGGACUUGGGCGCAUGGCACCGUCUUUGUGCCCCUCUGGUGCGUGCUCUUAAUCGCAUGGCUCUUAUUCGCAGCGGUUAACCCACUGCAUGGCAUGUGGCUUGAUUGGCUUCCCGUUGUGAGCUGUCCUUUCGUCAAUGGAUUGCUGUGCACCUGCACUGCUCGGCAAGAACUGCUGCUGUUGCCAAACUGCCGUGUUGCCUCGCUUUCUGCGGUGCUCUCUUGGAGGGAUGAGGUUUACCAGGAAAGGUCGUGACGGGCGGGCGGGCGGUGGGUUUUACACAUGGCUUGUGCUGCAAGCUGCCGUUCUCGAGGACACUGUUGUUUAUUAUAGGCUACCUGUAUCAUCGUCAUGAUGUGUGCUGCGAUCCUUUCUUACCUGUUCUUCCGUACAUGCUUCGGGAGCCGGGACGGACGUCCCUUGCAGCUGGCAUGUGGAGCCGGUUGCAUGCUCCGCGGGGUUCCCCGGGGGCCCGCGGCUUGCGACUUCUUUCCCAACGAGCGGCUAUUCCUCCCUCAGCUGAGGGUCUUGAGGGCGUAUAUGUACAUACUUUGGACACUGUCAUCUUGAUGGUUACGGGGUCUUUCAACGUAAGCCAAGUGUAUAAGAGGUGUUGUGGUGUAUCUCUCGGUAUGCAGGAUAUCAGGCGAUUUGUUGCUGGCAGGCGAUCGUGGGUUUUGCUCCUUUAGGUUAUUCUCCCUGAUGUCUGUGCGGGUUUGGGUUCGGUGUACUGCAGAGCGUACGUAGCUUCUGCCUGGAGGAGCCUGGGUGAAAUUCUACGUUGGAACACUGUUUAGUAGUGCCCGGCUGGAGGAGGUGUCUGGAGGGGGCAGUGCAGGGGCCAGGUUGCCUGGGGCGUGUCAGAUGCCCGCUAAGCCGGGGGACCUAACGCUUAUUAGGACAGCGGACGCCGCCUGGAUCGCCCGCCCAUCGGACCGUAUGAGUGGAGGAAAUAAAGAUAUUAUAGAUACGUGGCUACCGAGCUGGGAAGGUCCCCAGGCUGGAUAUCGCUACAUGGCGAUGUGACUCGGACCGCCUACCGGUUAUGAAGGCCUUCCCCCUUGUUACGUUGCAUUCUACCGGUUAAUCUUUACAACCACACCUGAAUCCCAUAACAGGCGUGCACAGCACCACUUCCUUGUAACUACUACUGACACCG
Molecule: messenger RNA, 5719 nt
Organism: Astrephomene gubernaculifera
Lineage: Eukaryota; Viridiplantae; Chlorophyta; Chlorophyceae; Chlamydomonadales; Astrephomenaceae
Source: the annotation of a GenBank genome assembly